UACCACCGAGGAUUACACGCUUUGAAAAGUCAGCAACCUAGUGUUAGCUAAAGUUAGCAUUACUUAUUAUCUGCAAAGGCCAUUCUACUGUACCAUUCACUCUCUAGGAAGAAAUGCCAUCGUUAAACGGAAAAACUGAUGUUGUGUUUGAGGACGAUGAUCUGCCUUAUGAAGAGGAGAUCAUCAGGAACCCAUACUCAGUCAAGUGCUGGAUGCGUUACAUCGAAUUCAAACAGAACGGACCCAAAUCCACCCUGAACAUGAUAUAUGAGCGGGCUCUUAAAGAGUUGCCUGGCAGCUAUAAACUGUGGUACAGUUAUCUGAGAGAGAGACGGAAACAAGUCAAAGGAAAAUGUAUCACUGAAACAGCCUAUGAGGAGGUCAAUAAUUGCCAUGAAAGGGCACUGGUAUUCAUGCACAAGAUGCCUAGAAUAUGGCUAGAUUACUGCCAGUUCCUUGUGUCUCAAUGCAAGAUCACGAGAAGUCGGCGAACAUUUGACCGUGCACUCAGAGCUCUUCCUGUCACUCAGCACCCACGCAUCUGGCCUCUGUAUCUCCGCUUUGUUCGUAACCUACCCCUGCCUGAGACAGCUAUCCGGGUGUAUCGCAGGUACCUUAAGCUUUCUCCAGAGAAUGCAGAGGAAUACAUAGACUACUUACGGUCUGUUGGCCGCUUGGAUGAAGCAGCUUUGAGACUAGCAGCUGUUGUCAAUGAUGAAAGCUUUGUGUCCAAAGAGGGCAAGUCCAACUAUCAACUGUGGCAUGAGCUCUGUGACCUGAUCUCCCAGAACCCUGAUAAGGUGACCUCUCUGAAUGUGGGAGCCAUUAUCCGAGGAGGCCUCACUCGCUUCACAGACCAACUUGGGAAACUUUGGUGCUCUUUGGCUGACUAUUACAUCAGGAGUGGCCACUUUGAGAAAGCCCGCGAUGUGUAUGAGGAGGCCAUCCUUACAGUGGUAACAGUAAGGGAUUUCACACAAGUGUUUGACAGUUAUGCCCAGUUUGAGGAGAGCAUGAUUGCUGCCAAGAUGGAGACCACUGCUGAGAUGGGGCAGGAUGAAGAUGAUGACAUAGACCUGGAGCUCAGACUGGCCCGCUUUGAGCAGCUGAUAGCGCGGCGGCCCCUCCUCUUGAACAGUGUACUGCUGAGACAGAACCCUCAUAAUGUCCAUGAGUGGCACAAGCGGGUAAAGUUGUAUGAGGGCAAUCCACGGCAGAUUAUCAACACUUAUACUGAAGCAGUACAGACUGUGGAUCCAAUGAAGGCCACAGGGAAGCCUCACUCUCUCUGGGUUUCCUUUGCAAAAUUCUAUGAGGAAAAUGAGCAGCUGGAUGAUGCCAGGACAAUAUUUGAGAAGGCUACCAAGGUGAACUAUAAGCAGGUAGAUGACCUUGCUGCAGUGUGGUGUGAAUAUGGAGAGAUGGAGCUUCGCCACGAGAACUAUGAACAGGCGCUGCGCAUACUGAGGAAAGCUACUGCCAUCCCAUCCAAGAAAGCAGAGUACUUUGAUGCAUCUGAGCCAGUCCAGAACAGAGUGUACAAGUCUUUGAAGGUCUGGUCUAUGCUGGCAGACUUGGAGGAGAGUCUUGGCACCUUCCAGUCUACGAAAGCAGUGUAUGACCGCAUUAUUGACCUCCGCAUCGCAACGCCACAGAUCAUUAUCAAUUAUGCCAUGUUCCUUGAAGAGCACAACUACUUUGAAGAAAGCUUCAAAGCAUAUGAGCGUGGUAUCGCUCUCUUCAGGUGGCCCAAUGUGUAUGACAUCUGGAACACUUACCUCACCAAGUUCAUUGAUCGUUAUGGGGGCAAGAAGCUGGAGAGAGCGAGAGAUUUAUUUGAACAAGCGCUGGAUGGCUGCCCCGCCAAGUUUGCCAAAACAAUUUACCUGUUGUAUGCCAAAUUGGAGGAGGAGUAUGGAUUGGCACGACACGCCAUGGCUGUCUAUGAAAGAGCAACACAGGCAGUAGAAACUGAGGAGAGACAUCACAUGUUCAAUAUCUACAUCAAGAGAGCAGCUGAAAUUUAUGGAGUUACCUAUACCAGAGCAAUUUACCAAAAAGCUAUUGAGGUCCUUCCUGAUGAGCAUGCGAGGGAUAUGUGUCAGCGAUUUGCUGACAUGGAGAGUAAACUGGGUGAGAUUGAUCGGGCCAGAGCAAUCUACUCCUACUGCUCCCAGAUCUGUGACCCAAGGGUGACAGCUAAUUUCUGGCAGACCUGGAAAGAAUUUGAGAUCCGCCAUGGUAAUGAGGACACCAUUAGAGAAAUGCUGAGGAUCAAACGCAGUGUCCAGGCCACAUACAACACCCAGGUCAACUUUAUGUCCUCUCAGAUGCUGAAGGCCACAACAAGUGCCACAGGCACUGUGUCAGAUCUUGCUCCAGGCCAAAUGGGAAUUGAUGACAUGAAGAUGUUGGAGCAGAAAGCACAGCAGCUUGCUGCAGAAGCUGAACAGGACAAACCCAAGCCCAAAGAGAAGAUUCUCUUUGUUAGGAGUGACACUUCUCGCAGUGAGUUGGCUGAGCUUUCCAAACAAGCCAAUCCUGAUGAGAUCGACAUUGAUGAUGAUGACGAGGAUGAAGAUGAUGACCAAGGACCGGAGGAGGUUCAGCUUGAGCAGAAGAGUGUCCCCACAGCUGUCUUUGGAGGCCUUAAAGAUGACUGAAAUAUAACUUACUCACUGAAAAGAGUGCACUGCAAAGAUGCAGUCUUCUGAAUAGUCAUUGAAUAGGCUUCAUUUUUAAAAUUUGUGUAAAUGUACAGUUGUGUACUCUCUAUUUUAAUAGAAUGUGAUGAGUGACACAGUCAGAAUAGCAGUGUUUUCUUUGUAGAGUUCUAUAGUUUGGUAUAGAAAGAUAUGAACCUGCUCGUUUUGCCCACAUGGUGUCAGUCUUUAUCAAGUAUGAGGCUCAAGCUAAUUGUGCAAUUGAGCUGUUUUCUAUAAUGAAAUACUUUAUGUGGUUACAUGAUAACUAUAACUGGUCUGAUGUAGUCUGACUUUGUUUCCAAAUUCCAUUUUGUAAAAGAAUUAACAGUGAAAACUCUUUUGUACACUUGAUAACUGCAUAGAUCUCUCUCUGACAGGAAGCUCUGCCCUAGAAAACAUGGGGGAGGAGCACAGUUUGUUCAACAGGGAGCAUUCAUUUGAAAGUGGAGCUGAGCAUUCAAGCCUCACACUGUUGGCUUGAGGAUCACUAGUCUUGCAAAGCCCAUUGUUUCUGAAAAGGUUUCAUAACUUGUACACAUAUAUCACAAUCCAGUUAUUAAAUUCAUACUUUAGUUGUACAUUUGUUAUGUAUUACUCAAGGAACUGAUUCAAUAAGGAAGGUUGUGUAAAACUUUGAAAAGAACUCAUGGUUAACUAAACCAAUAAAUACAUUUGCAGGAGUUUACUUGUCUCACUGGUCACGUUUGAGGCUAUAGGUAAUAAUGCUUUGGAAAGGACUUUCAGUCUGCCUUCUUGAGGGUCUACUUGUGACCCAAUACAGUAUUACAGCUUUUGGUAUACAACAACAAUAUUGAAAGUUUUCUUAUUACCACACUGCAAAGUGUUGUAGUGUUUGUGAAUUAUGCACCUGUAGUUCUGGCUGUGUCAAGUUCGUCUCUUUGAAUCUCUGAAACUUUAUUUACAAUGUCUUGAAAACGCAUUCAUAAUAAAAGUGGACUUGCAUAUGUUAAA
Messenger RNA from Seriola dumerili (greater amberjack), 3677 nucleotides. It is a transcript of the gene xab2, whose product is annotated as XPA binding protein 2. Gene Ontology annotation, molecular function: protein binding. Gene Ontology annotation, cellular component: Prp19 complex; U2-type catalytic step 2 spliceosome; post-mRNA release spliceosomal complex. The record is from RefSeq and is a predicted model, not a curated record. Gene Ontology annotation, biological process: mRNA splicing, via spliceosome; generation of catalytic spliceosome for first transesterification step. Lineage: Eukaryota; Metazoa; Chordata; Actinopteri; Carangiformes; Carangidae. The transcript has 19 exons. Bases 114 to 2663 code for a protein of 849 amino acids.